AAAAGUAUGUAUAACCAAUUACAAAUAUAUAGUCUCAUCAAAUUUAAUAUAUACACACAAAUCACUUUUUCAAUCACUACCACUUCACCACAUGAUGGACCUAACCAAUCAUCAUCUAAGACUUGCUCUCUUACUCAUCUUCUUGUUCUUCUUCAACCCCACAUGUUUAUCUUUCAAUUUUAAUACAAACCAAACUUUUUCACUGAAAUAUCAGAUUCUUGAGAUUGCUAACAGUCCCAAGACAGUGGAAUGGAUUAAGAAAAUCAGAAGAGAAAUUCAUGAAUAUCCUGAACUUGCUUAUGAAGAAUUCAAGACAAGUUCUUUAAUAAGGCGUGAGCUUGAUGAUUUAGGUGUUGGUUAUGAAUGGCCAGUGGCUAAAACAGGUGUUGUUGCUAAGAUUGGUUCUGGACUUCCUCCUUUUGUUGCUCUUAGAGCUGACAUGGAUGCUUUGCCUAUUCAGGAACUUGUGGAUUGGGAUCAUAAGAGCAAAGUAGAUGGAAAAAUGCACGCCUGUGCUCACGAUGCUCAUGCCGCGAUGCUUCUUGGUGCUGCAAAGAUACUGCAAGAAAUGAAAGACAAGUUAAAGGUUACUGUUGUUCUUAUAUUCCAACCAGCUGAGGAAAGAGGCGUAGGUGCGAAAGAUAUGAUCCAAGAAAAUGUGCUUGAAGAUGUAGAGGCAAUUUUCGGAUUGCAUUUAGUGACAAACUAUCCUUUAGGUGUUGUUGCAUCGCGGCCGGGAGAAUUUUUAGCCGGAUGUGGAAGCUUCAAAGCAAAGAUCAAAGGUGAUUUAGCAGGAGUUCCACAGCGUUGUUUUGAUCCUGUUUUGGCCGCCUCAGCUUCUGUGAUUAGCUUGCAAAACAUUGUUUCAAGAGAGGUGGAUCCUUUAGAUUCCCAGGUGGUUUCUGUGGCAAUGAUUCGUUUAGAGUCUGGUCAUGAACUCGUUCCUGAUUCUGUUACAUUUGGAGGUACUUUUAGAGCUUUCGGUAAAAAGAGCUUCAAUUCACUAAGGCAACGGAUAGAAGAGGUUAUCAAAGGGCAAGUAGAAGUGCAUAGAUGCUCAGCAGAGGUUGAAUUCUUUGGUGAAGAACAUCCAACAAUUCUUCCAACAACAAAUGAUGAGAGAAUCUACCAACUAGCAAAACAUGCCUCAAGUAUGAUUGUUGGAGAAGAGAACAUUAAACUAGCACAAAUCACAACAGGGAGUGAAGAUUUUGCAUUUUUCUUGGAAAAAGUUCCUGGCUCAUUUUUCUUUUUAGGGUGUGGAUCCAUAUAUUCUGCUCAUAAUUCUCAUUUUUUCAUUGAUGAAGAUGUUCUUCCCAUUGGUGCUGCAUUACAUGCAGCAUUUGCUCUAUCAUAUCAUUCACAUCCAACAAAUUCUUAUCCUUAGUGACACUUAAUUAUCUAUAUUUAAGGAUUUAAUUAAGUUGUAAUCACUAUAUUUAAACCAGCUCAUAGCGAGAAUAAAUCAUUAGAGAAUUUAUAUAUUUUCUUUAAUGUGGUAUUAGCAACUCUAUGUUCACAAAAUAGGGCUUAAAGAAAAAAAAUCACAUGCCAACCAUACUUCAUGGCCGCAAACCAAACUCAAUGGUAGUAGGCUCUUACCGGAUCUUUGGAUGAAGAGUUUCCUGUGAUCGGCAUUGGCCGCGACGGAGGCCUGGGCAACUAAAACAGUUGUGAUCGGCUUUGGCCGUGGUGGAGGCCGGGGCAACUAACAUAAUAGUGGACAGUGGUCUCGGCUCCGGUAACAGUUGGAAGAGCCGCAAUAAUGGAAACAGAGGUGAUGCACACAUCACUAUCCAUAUCGAUGAGACUGACAGGUUUGGUACUGGACAUGGUAGUGGCAAGCAACGGUGGUGACAAUGAUUUCAAUACUGGUUUUUGUUGAACACCAUGAAGAUGAGAGUACAACAUAACUAACUAGUGAAGUAGAGUAACUACAUUGUAACUAAUUUUUAGUUAGUUAUCAAAGUAGUUAGAGAUGUAUUUAAGUUAGUUAAGUGGUUACUUGCUACAUAAGCAACA
This is a messenger RNA of Vicia villosa (hairy vetch), 2022 nucleotides long. Its product is annotated as IAA-amino acid hydrolase ILR1-like 4. Gene Ontology annotation, cellular component: endoplasmic reticulum. Bases 92 to 1387 code for a protein of 431 amino acids. Gene Ontology annotation, biological process: auxin metabolic process. The transcript has 5 exons. Lineage: Eukaryota; Viridiplantae; Streptophyta; Magnoliopsida; Fabales; Fabaceae. Gene Ontology annotation, molecular function: IAA-Ala conjugate hydrolase activity. The record is from RefSeq and is a predicted model, not a curated record.